CACCUGUCAUGAGUUUAUAAAGCUCGGUAGGAUGUGUGUUGAAGCCAGUGUCCAAGAGACAGUACUUGGGGAUACACACGUUUAAUUAGCCAGUGACCGAGUGACAGUACCUGGGGACAGUACCUGGACACGUGAAUAACCCACGCUGUUAAGGGUUAAAGUCUUCGUCAGUAGCAGCAGUCACUCACGUCGUCAGGAGGUGUCAGUCGUCGUCAGGAGGUGUCAGUCGUCGUCAGGAGGUGUCAGUCGUCGUCAGGAGGUGUCAAGUCAUCGUCAACAGGUGUCAGGCCUUCGUCAGCAUGCAAGACAGGUUCAUGGAUGAAGUACAAACGUGGUCAGCGGAGGGACACACACCUACAGGACGCAGCGGUCACAGGAUAUCCUGCAGCGAGUCCUUCCUCUACUGUGUGGGCGGCUACAACCCAUCCUGCGGACCCCUUCAGGAGACAUGGCGACUUAAUCUAUCAACGUGUGAAUGGGAGCAAAUAUCCGACCCAUCCAAUACGCCCAAGGCCAGUGUGUCCCAUUGUCUCACCUCCUGUGGGCGUGAUCUCCUCAUGAUGGGCGGCACAAGUUUUCCCUUUGGCAGUCUUCUGAGUAGCCAGGUAGAAGCGUGUGACGUCAACACGGGUCAAUGGCGAUCACUAGGGACAUCAGGUCACUCGCCGCCUCAGUUAUAUGGUCAAGCUGUACGUCGCUUGGGGGACAAUAUGUACGUCGUGGGCGGCACGUCGGGCUAUCACUUCUCCAUGCACGCCCACGCCCUUCACCUGCCCACCCUCACCUGGACCUGUCUGGCGCCCCACGGUAUCCUCAAGGAUGGUGAGCCACAGGGGAGGUAUAGGGCAGAGGUGGGCGUGGUGCCUGGCAGACUGGUGGUCGUGGGCGGUGCUGACGCCUACAAUGUGUUCUUCCUUGAUGAGUUGCCAGUGCUGAGUUUGGACACGGGUAAAUGGGAGAUGGUUAAAACCCAUCCAGACCCACUCGUAAACGCCUAUCCCAGCCCAAGACGGUGUCACGCUGCCGUACAGAAAGAUACAGAGCUGUACGUGAUAGGAGGCACGGACGGGUCAGAGGUGCAGUCUGACGUAUGGAAACUGGACUUGAUCUAUCUCACCUGGACCAAAGUUAAUCUGCAAUUACCUAAACCUUUAUAUUUCCACGAUGCAGCCCUCACUAAGAGCGGUUAUCUCUACGUGUACGGCGGCCUGUCCUCCAUAGGCAGCACCGACAGAUCCUCAACCGUCUACCGCGCCAGGCUAGACACGCCGCCCCUACUGGAGGCUGCUUGGGAAUCGUUCACACACUGUCCUGCCCUCAAAACUACUCCUUCUGCGUCAUCUACAGCACCUACAGCCAGAGAUCUCCUAGCGGCAGGUGUACCCAGGAACCUAGUCAUACGGCUGGGGAACCUGAAGAAGGGAAGGGCGUCUAACCUGAAGGAGGAGAGAUGUGACUACUAAUAAGUAUCAACAACUUUGCUGCCCUGCCCUGCCCUGCCCUGCCCUGCCCUCAUGUUUUGUCCUAUUUGCAUUCCUGUUCAUCCCUAUCCUGCUUGACUGCCCCCCUACCCUAUCCUGCCAUCACCACACAUCUGCCUCUCAGGACAUCACG
Molecule: messenger RNA, 1614 nt
Organism: Homarus americanus (American lobster)
Lineage: Eukaryota; Metazoa; Arthropoda; Malacostraca; Decapoda; Nephropidae
Product: kelch domain-containing protein 10-like
Exons: 8
Coding region: 300-1463 (387 amino acids)
Biological process (GO): positive regulation of stress-activated MAPK cascade
Molecular function (GO): protein binding
Source: RefSeq, a predicted model, not a curated record